AUGAAGGCAGAAUCACUCAUUGCUGCUGCUGCAGCAACAGCAGCAGAACCAGCGCCUUCAAUCCCAGCAGCAGCAGUAGCAGAAGCAUCAGCAACAACAGCAGCAGCAGCAGCAACAGCAGCAGCAGCAAGAAGGGGGCCCCGCCGGGGGGCCCCCAAGGAAGCACCGGGGGCCUCAAGGAUAAAAAAGAAACAAAAGAAGGAGACACCACAUUGUGAGAGCAGCAGCUGUGAAGCCUGCAAGAAGCUGCAGCAGCAGCAGCAGCAGCAGCAGCCGAAGCACGAACAACAUGCGUCUCUAGAUGAAACUGAAGAGGCAGAAGGAGACACUUGUGCCUCUCCCACAGCAGAAGCAGCAGCACCAGCAGCAGCAACUGCAGCAGCAACAAAAGAAACGGCAGCAAUAGCAGCAGAAGGAGCCUCGCUAGCUGCCACAGGAGCAGCAGCAAGCGAUCCAGCAGCAGCAGCAGCUGCGCCAGCAGCAGCAGCAGCAGCUGCUGCUGCAGCAGGAGAUGAAGAGCUAGAGAGCAUUAGGGGUCUUGCUGCUGCUGCUUCUUUUGUUGGUUGCUGCGGCUACCACGUACACCUUAUGCAGCCUGCAGCAUUUGCUGCUGCUUUAAAGGGAUGGUUCAGCAUACACCGCAGAAAGCUGCCCUGGAGAGGAGACCCACCGCCAUACACUUGCUGGAGGGAGACACGCGAAGAGACCAUAAGCCGCGCACCUGCUGCUGCUGCUGCUGCUGCUGCUCCUAACAAGCGAAAGCAGCAGCAGCAGCAGCAGAAGCAGCCCAGCAUCAUGUCGUUCUUCAAAGCUAAGCCAAGUGAGAAGGGGCAAACACCCACAGGCAGCAGCAGCAGCAGCAACAGCAGCAGCAACGGUAACAGCAACAACAGCAGCAGCAACAGCAGCAGCAACAGCAGCAGCAGCUGUAAGAGGGAGGUGGUGGUGGUGUCUGAGGAAGAGGAGGAGGACCUUGCAGCAGCAGCAGGAGAAGCAGCAGCAGCAGGAGCAGCAGAAGCACCCACACCAGCAACAGCAGCAACAGCAGCAGCAACAGCAGCAACAGCAGCAGCAACAGCAGCAGCAGCAGCAGCAACAGCAAAGCGCAGUGCUUAUGGGGUCUGGGUGAGCGAAGUGAUGCUGCAGCAAACGCAAGUGAAGACAGCAAUUUCUUACUGGAUUAGCUGGAUGUCUCGCUGGCCUACUGUCUCUGCUCUCGCUGCUGCUUCCAUCGAGGAAGUCUAUCAGCAGUGGGCGGGGCUCGGAGCUGUGCUGCUGCUUGAGGGUGCCAAGCACGUCAUGGAGAAGCACGGGGGAGAGGUUAGCUAG
Molecule: messenger RNA, 1329 nt
Organism: Eimeria acervulina
Lineage: Eukaryota; Apicomplexa; Conoidasida; Eucoccidiorida; Eimeriidae
Product: helix-hairpin-helix motif-containing protein, putative
Exons: 4
Coding region: 1-1329 (442 amino acids)
Biological process (GO): base-excision repair; mismatch repair
Cellular component (GO): nucleus
Molecular function (GO): adenine/guanine mispair binding; 8-oxo-7,8-dihydroguanine DNA N-glycosylase activity; oxidized purine DNA binding
Source: RefSeq, a predicted model, not a curated record